Messenger RNA from Trachemys scripta elegans, 5837 nucleotides. RefSeq names its product zinc finger protein 883-like. Bases 2175 to 3581 code for a protein of 468 amino acids. Gene Ontology annotation, molecular function: RNA polymerase II cis-regulatory region sequence-specific DNA binding; DNA-binding transcription activator activity, RNA polymerase II-specific. The transcript is spliced from 3 exons. NCBI's taxonomy places the organism in Eukaryota, Metazoa, Chordata, Testudines, Emydidae. Gene Ontology annotation, biological process: regulation of transcription by RNA polymerase II. Gene Ontology annotation, cellular component: nucleus. The record is from RefSeq and is a predicted model, not a curated record.
CAGAGAUGCCUCUCAUGUCCCUCCUCCAUGUUCAGAUCUUGCUUCCUCCCACUCCAUUAAAUGUGUGAAGAUCCUGCUAGCUACAACAGUCACCACAAUAUGGGUUAGGGAUGGAGACGGGCUCCCUGUGGGCAGUGCACUGGAGAUGACACACAGCUCUUUAUAGGAGAGCAGGAAUUUCUCACCUUACACCUUAGCUCCUCAGCUUUCCUGCUGCAGAGCUCAUCAGGUAGCUAGAAGAGUAACAGCUUGCUGUCAUGUGUAGCGUAUUAGCCAGUGCUGAUUGCACCCACCCUCCUUUCAGACACACCCUACAGUAAUGUGCAGAUUGAGGUAUGAGUUGUACCAGCCCAGGGUCAACCUUGGUUUAGGUUGAAUUGUGUCUAAGUUCAACAAAGGGCAGCAUCAUACCACAGACAUGGUGGACUUUUCCCCUAGUGCUGUCACACAAUGCCCUUGGGGCCACUAUACUACCUUCUGGUGCCAAGAGGUCAUCCCAGCCAGAAGCUACCAACCAGUCUGUAUUGCUCCAUGCAGGAUUGUGGGAAUUGAGUGCAUUUGGCUCAGACGCUGGUGAAAAAUCAUCCAUAAUGCGCUGCGGUUUGGAGCAGUACUGGGAACUUGGGUUGUACCCAGCAGGGCUGGAUUAAGGCAGUAUAGGCCCAUGCCCAGGUUCUGGCACCAGUGUCUGGAUUCAUUACUAUACCAGAGUCUCAACUUCCAUUUAUAGAGUCCUGUCCAGAUAGAAAAUUUGUAUCCAAUCUGCAAAAAUGGUCUGCAGAUACCUGUGGAUUUGCAGGGCUCUAUCCAUUUCAAAUAAAAAGCUUCCAGCCCUUGUGGUUGGGGAGAAAAGUUUGAACAUGUAAUCUGAUGCAGUGAUGCCUCCUUCAGUCUGCAGUGAGCCUCAUCCAAUCGCUCCAAGAGCAGGAAAGCCCAGGUGUAACCAAUGCAGUGGGGCUUGCCUGAGGUUAUGUCUACACUAGCGCUUUUGUCACUAUAACUUAUGUCACUUGGGUGUAGAAAAAAAAAUCCCUUUGACUGACAGAAGUGCCGCUGUGGACAGUGCUAUGUCAGCGCUGACAUAGCUACCGCGGCUCCGUGGGGGUUGUUUAAUUACGUCGAGAGGAGAGCUCUGUCGGCAUAGAACAGCUACACGGGAGAUCUUACGGCAGCACAGCUGCAUCGAUACAGCUAUGCUGCUGUAAGAUUACUAGUUUAGACAUGGCCGGAGUCUGUAGAGAUCCUGAGGCAAUUACCUGAGAGAGGGAAUUGCUUUGGGUCUAAUCAGUCCAAUGACACUGGCUGCAUCUGUAGAAAACCUGAGCUGAUCGCUUGGAGCAGUGUAACUGAUGCAGUGACUCUGGUUGAGACUACAGGGAGACUGAGCUAAUUGCUCCGAGCAGGGGGAACUGCUCUGUGCAUCUCAGGGUGGGUGUUAAUUACCAGCCCUGCCCCAGAAGGGGUCUCUGUGGGGCAGAGUGCAGUGGGGUCAGCUCUUCCUUUCAUGCAGACACGCUGGCUGCUGGGCCAGGUGCUGGGGGAUCUCUGCCACCAACAAGCCAAGUGGGGAUCGGGCCAUGAUGCGGUGGCAGGGCUUUAGGCACAGCCAUAGGGAACUGACCUUGCAGGGGGGAGCCCUGCUCCCCACAUCGAAACCACCUUCCCCAAAGCCCCCCUAUAAAAACCACCUCUCCCAGAGCUGUGCCCCAAUAGAAAGUACUUCCCCCAAAACACAAAAACCACCUUCUCUGGAGCUGUGCCCCAAGCCCCUCCCACCAUAGACACCACCUUCGGUGCCUCCCUCGCCACUAGAAACUGCCAUCCCUGCAGCAGGCACCACCCCUCCCCCCCAAUAGAAAUCACCUCUCCUCCACCCCAUAGCAACUGCUUCCUGGAAAGGACUCGACCCAUAGCAACCACCUUUCUUGGAGCCAAGCAACCUUCACCUCUGGAGUCCCCGCCCCAUAGGAACUACCUUCCCCAGAGUGCUUUGCGACUUGCGAGAGCCUGGAUAUUUCCCAGGGUGCCCUGCAGGGGAAGCCACACAAAGGGGCCAGGCUGCGCUCUCCUUUCUUAGCCAGCUGCUGUUGCUGCAGGACCCCCCAGCCUCUGCCUGCAUCCUCCUCCCGUGCCCUGUGGAGAGCCAGGGCUAACGGCCCCUGACCCAGACGCAGAUGGAACCAGGGGAGGAGUCCAGUGUCCCGGAUCCACAGGGCUCAGAGGAAAUGGAGGUUGGAGCAGACGACAGUGCCGCCUGUCUCUCAGAGGAGGAGGAUUCCGACCAGGAAGGCCCUGAGAUGGUGCCAUCCCACAAGAUGUGGCCAGGGGUCUCCAAGGGCGACGUCUCGCCCGGCUCCCCAUGGGACAUGGCUGGCCAGAGCCCGGGCAUUGGGGCACAGGCGCCGGAUGAUUCUGGUGACCUGGAGCAGGGGCUGGAGGAGUUUGGUGACAUCAUUGUGCACCGGGUGACACAGAUGGGUGUGAAGCCAUGCCGCUACAUUGAGGGGGGGCGCAGCUACGAGCUGAGCCCUGGUCUGGCCCGCCGGCUGCUGCGGCUCGACGAGAAGCCGUACGAGUGCACCGAGUGUGGCAAGAGCUUCAAUCAGAGCUCCAACCUGCACCGGCACCAGCGCACACACACUGGCGAGCGCCCCUACUGCUGCCCGGCCUGCGGCAAGGCCUUCAGCCGCCGCUCCAAUCUGGCGCAGCACCAGCGCAUCCAUUCCGGCGAACGCCCCUUCCACUGCGGCGACUGCGGCAAGAGCUUCAGUGAGAGCUCCUACCUGAUCCGGCACCAGCGCACCCACACCGGCGAGCGCCCCUAUAAGUGCCCAGCCUGCGGCAAGGCCUUCUCCCGCAGCUCCCACCUGGCACGACACCAGCGCACCCACACGGGUGAGCGCCCCUACCCAUGCACCGACUGUGGCAAACGCUUCGGUCUCAGCUCCGACCUGGCCACGCACCGCCGCACCCACACAGGCGAGAAGCCUUUCCGCUGCACCGACUGUGGCAAGGCCUUCUCCCGCAGCUCCCACCUGGUGCAGCACCAGCGCACCCACACCGGGGAGCGCCCCUACCGCUGCGCCCAGUGCGGCAAGAGCUUCUGCCAUGGCUCCAACCUGCUGCAGCACCAACGCACGCACCGUGGCGAGCGCCCCUACCGGUGCCAGCAGUGCGGCAAGGCCUUCAGCCUGAGCUCCAACCUGAUCCGCCACCAGCGCAUCCAUACGGGCGAGCGCCCCUACCGCUGCACCGACUGCGGGCGCAGCUUUGUGCUGAGCUCUGACCUCCUGCAGCACCACCGCGUACACACGGGCGAGCGUCCCUACCAGUGCCCCGACUGUGGCAAGGCCUUCUCCCGUGCCGCCCACCUGGCCCAGCACCGCCGCACCCACACGGGCGAGCGCCCCUACCACUGCCAGCACUGCGGCAAGAGCUUCAGCCAUGGCUCCAAUUUCAUCAAACACCAGAGCACCCACCUGCAUGGCUGGCAGCCCUGCUGGCCCCUUAAGGAGGGCGGGGAGGGCCCCCAGGAUGAUGGGGCUGGCAAGGAGGUGGAGGAGGGGCAGGCACAGCCUUAAAGCAUGGCAGUGCUUGGAGUGCAGGACCUGCUACACACAGGAGAAUCCUUCAUUGCCAGCCUCCUAGCCAGAUCACUUGGAUGGAGUGAGAACUUAUUAAACAUCACAGAACCCUGCCCCAUAUGGAACUGGGAACCCACCUCUGGCCUAGUAGCCAGGUGCCCUGGACAAAGCUGGGAACGCACCCCCGGCCUCGUAGCCAGGUGUCCAGGAUGGAGUUGGGAAUCCAGCCUCGUAGCCAAGUGCCCCGGACAGAGACGGGAACCCAUCCCCAGCCUUGUAGCCAGGUGCCCCGGACAGAGCUGGGAACCUAUUUAAUGUUGCUACUGUUGCUUUACAGGCCACAUCACUUAGCACCCACAAUGUAUCACACAUCAGACUAUGCUGCAAUAGGGUUCAUAGCCACCUGGCCCAACUCUCCCAGCCUAUUAAGCAUCCAGCAACUCAACACCGGCCCCCGCACAGCCUUUUGGGCUUGUUUAAAUUGCUCUGGUUUGGUGUAAAUUUGGUUUAGAAGCCAGUUUUUAGGCCCAGUGUAAACAUGGUGCCAGUGACCUGCAAGUGAGAGCAGCCAAGCCCUGGUGUGAUCCUAGCUAUCUGCGAAUCCAGCUCUCAUCUGUGCCAAGGUGCUGAGUCCAGGAUGAGGGUCCCUGCUUUGCCGGGAGGAUACUCCAGAGAGUGGAGGACUCAAAUCUCACAAAGGCCAAGUGAGAUUCAUCAGGCAGGAUCCACCCUGGGUCAAUUCAGACUAGCAAUGAAGGGCAAAUGUUUGUCAGGAUGGGGGAUUCCCCAGCGGGGCAGCUCCCCCUGGGACGGUGGGAGGAAUGCUUCAUCCCUUGGGGGCGCUACAUCCAGGCCAAAUGUCUCUAAAGGCUGUGCUCUGGCUCCAGCACAGAUCUGGGCUAGGGGCAGGAAUGGCUGCAGGUGAACCUCCAGCCCAUGUGAUACAGGGAGGCAGGCUGGGGGAUGGGUACGGUCCCUUCUCUCCUGUUAUCUGCAAUGGCCUUCCCACACGUGCCAGCUGUACAGAGGGAGGCUCUUGUGAACCAGGGUCUUAGAAGCUGGAUCUGGGCCCUUGUGUUUGCAGCAUCCCACAUAGAAUCAUAGAACUGGAAGAGACCUCAGAAGGUCAUCUAGUUUACUUCCCUGCACUCAUCUUCCUAGCGGUCGCAUUUCCUCCCCUUCUCCCAGGGUUGAGCUUUGUUCACGCUCAAACGAGACACUCGCAAGUAAAGCCCAAAGGCUUCCCAAGGAUGGGGAUGGUGCUCCCAGAAAACCCAGCCAGCCAGACGCCUCCAGAUGAGGUGCUACUAACAUCGCCUUCCCCUGGCAGCAUCUCCAGCGUGUGGCUACUCCAUAGAAGGUUGCUAGCUUAGAAGCACACUGAUAGCUGGGCUGGAUGCAGGAGUCAGGGGUGAGGUUCUGUGCUAUGCGGCAGGUCGGACAGGUGAUCACCGUAGUGUCUUCUGGCUUUAGGCUGUACACCCUUGUUCUAUUCUGUCCUUUAACCCAGUCUGUGCUGCUUCCAACCGUCCUGGUUCCCCUCUUGCCCAGUUCUCUGGUAUCUCUUGCCAGCACUCUAGCUUCCUCUGGUGAUGAAGAAACCCCCCAUUUCUGCAUUGUAACACUUCUAGGGAGUGAUCCUUAGCUCAUCAAGGGCUACAUUAUCUCUGAACAAUCUCUCCGGAACCACUCCCCUUCUCAGUCUAGUCCUCAAGAUGACAGUCAUUGGCUGUGCUCUUCCAGUCUGGCUUGGGGGAUGAUCAAAUCUGCCACCUGUUUGGAGGAGCUCUGUUCAGAGGCCAUUGCUGUUUCCUAAAGGCAUCUUGCAAGGUGAACUUGGGGUUGAACUUUAGCAGGAUGAGCAGCUUCUGGCCAGUCCCACAGUGGGAACAUUGGGAAGUAUAGCAGACAGCUAGCCCAAACUCGUGUUGCAGCACUGCCACGGUGGGGAGUGCUGGUAAAACACGUCAGAACAUUUCAAUGCAACAGCUUUCCUUAGCUCUGAGCCAUCCCAUGGAGCAGGCAGACCCAGCACAAACUCCCCUGCCCUCCUAAAAUCUCACUCUGUCUGUAGGUUGAACGUAAAUCUCAAGCCAUGAUAUGUGUCAACCUCCAGCCUGACUCUCUUGAGCAGAAAGAACAGGAGUACUUGUGGCACCUUAGAGACUAACAAAUUUAUUAGAGCAUAAGCUUUCGUGGGCUACAGCCCACUUCUUCGGAUGCGUAUAGAGUGAAACAUAUAUUAAGGAGAGA